Pseudonaja textilis is the source of this 2205-nucleotide messenger RNA. Lineage: Eukaryota; Metazoa; Chordata; Lepidosauria; Squamata; Elapidae. The record is from RefSeq and is a predicted model, not a curated record.
UUUCAAGUUAGGAAUUUUCUGUGGAAAGAUGAUGUCACACAGGUACUCUCACAAACUGGCUGCUAUGGUCCACCUCAGUGUCACGCCAGAAGUCUCCCUUGCUGACUUGCCAGUGAAGAUUUAUGCCUCUGGCCUGGCGCCCUCUCAGCUUGUGACCUUAUAUGCAUCACUGACAGAUGAAAGGGGGGUGAAGUUCGUAGCCAGAGCCUUUUACCAAGCCAAUCAGAAUGGAGAAGUGGAUGUGGCUCAGGCUUCUGCUCUGGGAGGCAACUAUACAGGUGUGUGGCCCAUGGGCCUCUUCUACACUCUAAAGGCUGAGAAGAUGUUCCACAGGCUGCUCAAACGUGAUGUGACAGGCAGCCCCUUCUAUGUUCAGAUUAGCGUCUUCAAUUCUGCUGUGGUUGUACCCUUGUCCACACAUGAACCACUGGCUACUUGUACUGUGGAACGAUGGUAUGCAGCCCCUGGAGUGGAACGCAUCCCCAUUAAGUCCGGCAAGGUCCGGGGAGCCCUCUUUUUACCUCCAGGCACUGGGCCAUUUCCAGGACUGAUUGACCUGUUUGGUGGAGCUGGAGGACUAAUCGAAUUUCGAGCUGGCUUAUUGGCUAGUAAAGGCUUUGCAGUCCUGGCUUUGGCUUUUUUUGCAUAUGAUGAUUUACCACAGACUCUGGAAGUAAUAGAUCUGGAGUAUUUUGAGGAAGCAUCCAGACUGCUCUUAAAAAAUCCUAAGGUAAGGGGUCCGGGACUUGGAGUUAUUGGUUUAUCCAAAGGAGCAGAAAUUGCAUUGGCCAUGAGUACUUUCUUAAAGGAAGUAAUGGCUUCAGUGUGCAUCAAUGGUCCAACAAGAAUGUGUAAUACACCACUCCAUUUUCAUGAUGUCACUAUCCCUGGAGCUUCCUUCAAACAUGAGAAGCUCUGCAUUAAUGAAACGGGAUUGGCAUCCAUUUUCUACUGCAUGGGACAUCCUCUGGAUGAAACACCUGAAGUAUCUACCAUCCCUAUGGAGAAGACUCAAGGGCACAUCCUUUUUGUGGUGGGAGAAGCUGACCAAAGCUUUGAUAGCAAGGCGUUUGCUGAAGCAGCCAUAGCUCGAGAAAAGAAACAUGGGAAAAAUAAUUGUAGCCUGUUGUCUUAUCCAGGAGCUGGACAUCUGAUAGAACCCCCUGGAUCACCAGUUUGCUUUGUCUAUCCACUUCGGUUUCUUCCCUUGCCAAUCCAAUGGGGUGGGGAAAUGAAGCCUCAUGCUAAAGCCCAGGAACACUCUUGGAAUGAGAUCCUGAAUUUUUUUAAGCUUCAUCUUGGACCACUUCAGAACAGCAGUUUAUGAUAAAAGAAAGGGCCCAUUGUUUAGCUUCUUUUAGAAUUAUGCAUUUGGUUGGAGCCAUUGAGGCCGUGAACUCCAGUCUUCUUACUCGGUGCAGGUUAAAGUUAAAACAUCUUCUUUAGAUGAAGAGGAUCCCUCUAGCUCUUUGACUAAUUAACUGCUCUUGGUGUUAGGAAAUUUUUCAGAACAUUCAAAUAGAGCAGGGGUCUUCAAGCUUGACACCUUUUAAGAUUUGUGGACUUCAACUCCCAGAAUUUCUCCUCCAGUCUUGUUAGCUCAGGAAUUCUGGGAGUUAAACUCCAUAAGUCUUAAAUUUGCCACGUUUGAAGACCCUUGAAAUACAGUCUGCCUCAUAUGCUUAUAUGUCCCACAGUUUGAGGAGAAAACGGACAUUAGCAUUCUCUGUGGGCUUGUUAAUGCUUUUAUAUCCUUUCUUCCAUCUUUUGCUUUUCAUAAAGCUGCACAUGUCAGGAUACUUUGUUGCCAUUCUCUAAAACUACAACAGCUUGUGUGAGUUCUUAAAGGGUGGAACAUUUCCUCCUGAGAUUUGGAACUUUCUUCUGGUGCAAAGUAAAUUACAUUUGCUCAUUUUUUAUAACAUCACAGUGCUAUGUGAUAGUUUUCAACCAACAACUAUUCUAAGCUUUUUUUUUUUUUUUGAGAUACUAGUGUCAAAUCAAAUAUCUUCCACCCCAUAAGUAUUCAUCUGAAUUAUGUUUUCUAAAUGCUUAAUUUCACCUUUGGUUUACUUUCAAAAAAAUUUUUUUUUUACCAGCGGUUUAUUUGACUUUUCUAGAUAAUUCUGACUUUUAUUUCUAUUCAGUUCGCAACCAGGUUUAACAUCAUCUGAAAAUGUGAUAACUUGGCAGUAAUUGUAACCA